Messenger RNA from Daphnia pulex (common water flea), 1161 nucleotides. RefSeq names its product speckle-type POZ protein-like. NCBI's taxonomy places the organism in Eukaryota, Metazoa, Arthropoda, Branchiopoda, Diplostraca, Daphniidae. The transcript has a single exon. Gene Ontology annotation, cellular component: nucleus; cytoplasm. The record is from RefSeq and is a predicted model, not a curated record. Gene Ontology annotation, biological process: proteasome-mediated ubiquitin-dependent protein catabolic process; regulation of proteolysis. The coding region runs from base 1 to 1161 and encodes 386 amino acids. Gene Ontology annotation, molecular function: ubiquitin protein ligase binding.
AUGAGCGCCCAACAAGCAACUAAAGAAAUUAUUCCACCACCAAAUAGAAGAGUAGUUCGGUGCCAAACGCUUUCGGCAAAACAAGGUGAUUUCAUUUUACAGGCAAAUAAAGAAAUUCUGCCAACACCAGGUAGCAUAGCUUGGUGCCAAACGCAAAACGAAGUUGUUCAAUUAAAGUUUGAGUGGACCAUUCACCAAUUAGCGUUCCUAAAAACUUUUGAAAAAUGGGGAGAUUAUUAUUCGUCUCAAUUUUUUCACGAAAAAACCCCUGAGUCGAAGUGGACUCUGCGAUUGUCUGACGAGGGAGCCAAUAUCAAGAUCAGCCUGGAAAUGCCUUAUCCCAAUCAAUUAGCAAAUCCCGUCCGAGUGAAGAUUGCCAUUUCGAAUAGAAAACGCGAACAGAUUUUCCCGCAACAACAAUGUUUACCGCAAUAUACAAAAUUGCCUUGCUGUGUUUUUCAAAUCGCAAAAAAAAGUUUAGUAGAGUCCCGGUGCUUCGUCAAUGGGAAACUCACCAUCUACUGUGAGAUUGAAAGUUUCGUAUUGAAAAAUCCUGUACUGUCGGGCAAGUCGUCUACAGUGGCUAAUUUGGAUGAGAAACCAUUCGGCAACAGCGACCAACUAGUUGCCCAACUAACAGGACUCUUUGGAGAUUUGAAAUUUUCCGACAUCGCCUUCAACGUCCGUGGACGCCAAUUUAAAGCCCACAAAAGCAUUUUGGCCUCAAGAAGUAAAUUUUUCACUGCGAUGUUUGAGCACCCAACUCAAGAAAAUUUGACGAACCAAGUCGAAGUUGAAGAUGUUGAGCCGGACGUGUUCAAUGAAAUCCUCCGCUUCAUCUACACUGGAAAAGUGUCGGAGUCGACGAUGGAGAACAUGCCCUUUGAAAUAUUUGCGGUUGCGGAUAAAUAUCUAUUGGAUCAAUUGAAAAUUGAGUGUGAGACUCAUAUCAUUCAUCGAAUGUCGGUAGAAAAUUGUCUGGAAUUACUUUUGAACACCCAUGAACAUCAUCCAGCGUUUCAUUUGAGACAGUAUGCGGUCGAAUUCUUCCGCAAUUUCUCCAGCGAAGUGAUGGCGACGAGGGAUUGGGAAAAGGCCAAAAAAGAUAAUCCUGAAAAAUGUUUCAGUGUGCUGCAAGAUCUUGUCAAAUCUCUUGUUUAG